Messenger RNA from Microtus ochrogaster (prairie vole), 2308 nucleotides. RefSeq names its product membrane associated ring-CH-type finger 9 (gene Marchf9). Lineage: Eukaryota; Metazoa; Chordata; Mammalia; Rodentia; Cricetidae. Gene Ontology annotation, biological process: protein ubiquitination. The record is from RefSeq and is a predicted model, not a curated record. Gene Ontology annotation, cellular component: Golgi stack; trans-Golgi network. Gene Ontology annotation, molecular function: ubiquitin-protein transferase activity; zinc ion binding.
GGACCCCCGCCGCCGCCCGCGCCGCCGCCGCCGCCCCCAGGCGCGCUGGACGCCCUGUCGCUGAGCAGCAGCCUGGACAGUGGGCUCCGAACCCCCCAGUGCAGGAUCUGCUUCCAAGGCCCGGAGCAGGGGGAGCUCCUGAGUCCUUGCCGCUGUGACGGCUCAGUGCGUUGUACUCACCAGCCCUGCCUCAUCCGCUGGAUCAGUGAGAGGGGCUCUUGGAGCUGUGAACUCUGCUACUUCAAGUACCAGGUCCUGGCGAUCAGCACCAAGAACCCAUUGCAGUGGCAGGCCAUCUCCCUGACUGUCAUCGAGAAGGUCCAGAUUGCGGCCAUAGUUCUGGGCUCACUGUUCCUCGUCGCCAGCAUAUCCUGGCUCAUCUGGUCCUCACUCAGCCCUUCAGCCAAGUGGCAGCGCCAGGAUCUCCUCUUCCAGAUCUGCUACGGCAUGUACGGCUUCAUGGACGUCGUCUGCAUAGGCCUCAUCGUUCAUGAAGGCUCUUCCGUCUACCGCAUCUUCAAGCGCUGGCAAGCAGUGAACCAACAGUGGAAGGUCCUGAAUUAUGACAAGACCAAGGACAUAGGAGGAGAUGCAGGGGGAGGGACAGCAGGGAAACCAGGCCCCAGGACCUCACGGACCAGCCCCCCAGCUGGGGCCCCCAGCCGGCCCCCAGCUGCCCAGCGCAUGCGGACGCUCUUGCCUCAGCGCUGUGGUUAUACAAUCCUGCAUCUCCUUGGACAGCUACGGCCACCGGAUGCCCGUUCCAGCUCUCAUUCUGGUCGAGAGGUUGUCAUGAGGGUCACUACAGUUUGACCUGGACUCCAGGGGCAGGGAUCUCAACUCGGAGCGGCAGCCAGAGAUGAGCUCUCCUGGCUGCUGAAGGUACGACCUACACAAGGUGUUUGGGGCACAGCGGGCCCACCACUGAGGAUCUCUGUGGACAGCCUCAAGCUUGGAGACAUUGUCUGGCCUCUACUGCCCACAGAGUAGAGACACCUGGAUGACAUUCCAGCUCUCACCGACACCACCUCGUGUUCAUCUUGAGGAUGGCCGGCCAGCAGGCAGGCGGGCAAGCAGCUUUUCUUCUUGGAGAGAACCAUCUUUACCUCAGCUCUAGGGCCUCCAGUCCCCUGGCUCCACCAUGGUGACUUGGUAAAGGGAGACCAAUGCCAGAACACAAGGGGCUGUAGACCCCCAUUCCUCACCCCACGGCCACAGGGCAUCUGGCAAUAAGACUAGUAAACAUUGACCUCCCGUUCCCUGCAUGAGGGCGGGGGGACUUCCCCCUGCCCCACCCCCCAUUGCAUGGGGGAAGGGCAUAAAGAAUCAUUUAUACGCACGUGGAGACUCCUUUCUCAUGGGGGCUUUUCUGAAGGCUGGAGGGUGUGGGGAGGCUCCUCAGCACAGGUUCAGAGUCCAAGCCUGGCUGCGCAUUGGUAGCUGGAGGAGGGACCCCUGCUUGCUGGCGAAUAGUUCACGCUGGCCGAUAGGUGGCAGUGCUCGAGGUAGCGGAGGAAGGUGGACUUGACACCUGUGAGUGUGUGAGUGAUAGUGAUAUGACUUAGAAAAAAAGCUGAUCUUCCCCCCCCCCCGCCCCCGUCUACCUCAUAGACUUGGAAUGAGGCUAAAUGAGGGAUGGGUUAAAUGCCAGUACAAAGAAAAUUGGUAGUGGUGGAAAAGGGUUCUGGACUCGUUGCCGUCCACUGAUUUCAGGUGGUAGGUGGCAUAUUGUCUGAAGGGCACGGAACUUUAGCAGUCCGAGUGACAGAGUUAUGGUGACUGCAGGACAGUGGUUAUUGUAGGAAUAAGAACACUUUGACUCCCCAAACACUGGACUUGGGGCAACGCUGGAGCUACUCAGCCUGUUCUGAGAACGCCUGUGUUCAGUCCUUUCCAGGGACUGCGUCCCCCCAGACAUGGUGUGCGAUGAACAUGGACUCCUUCGGAGUGACAGGGAAGGAGCCUCUUCCCUCACGGUUAGGUCUUUAAUCCCAGUUGAAAUUGUGGCAGUUCAGGGUCACAGGUUUGAUCCAGGUGUGCCCAGCUAGUGCUAUCACUGGAAGGUGGAAGCAUAGGAGAGCUGUUGUUUAUUAGAGAAAUGGUUUGGGAAAUGUGGGUCCAAGGGCUGGGGGUGCGGGUCCAUGGUAGGAGUGCUUGCUGGUGUGCAUGAGGGCCUGGGUUUAACUCCCGUACCACCAAAAAACUGUGUGGCUCAGCUUGAAGCUUGGUCCCUUUCUCCUGAAGCCGGUGGCUGGGUAUUAUAUGAAUGAUGGUGUCUUUUCAGUGAACCAUUCAUAAGCAAUUAAAA